CUACGCACCAAACUCUCGAUAUGUGCUGCUACCUCAGUCCGCCGCUGCUCUUGGCGGCUGCUGCUGCGGAGAUCCUCUAGGGAAAGACGUAUUGGUGAUGAGAGCAGGGAAGUGGUGGUGGCUUCUCGUUUCGAUUAGAGGGUUUAUUAGCUUUGGGUUUAGCUAUCUCUCUGCCAAGUUGCAAGAAGGUGGAGGGGAAUAAAUCCCUCUCUUGAUUGCCUGUAGGUAUGGAUUAAUUAGGUUAACGUUUUCAUUUACUAUUGGGAAUUUCAAGAACCGGGUGUGACAGAUUGUUUGGUUCUUUUUCGUUGAAUGAUUGGUUUUCUUCUUCUUUGUUGUUUUUAUUUUGAAUUUUGUUAUUUGGUGUAGUAUUUGAGUUUAAUUUGGGGUUUAAGUGCUUGAAAGACAAAUAAAUGAACUAAGGGCAUUGAAGUAAAUGUAAUUUAAUUAGGGCGACGAAUAAGAAAUUUUAGGGCGACGAAUAGCAAUGCCAAAAAUAAAGGAACUUUCCAAAAUUAUAAACAAGCUAAGUAUUAAUUAAUUAAUAUAUAUAUAAACGGAAAUCCCCAUUACUAUUCACAAACAAAAUUAUUUGGUUUGGCUUAAGCCCAUUAACAUUUAUGAUGGUUUUAUCUGUUUCUCCAAGUUUCGUCACCAAUUUAACUUGGAUAUAUGAAAAAAUUAUUAUAUUAUUUAUACAAUUAUAAAUUAUCUUAAUUUUCAUCUAAUAUAUGAGCAAUAACAUAUAAUAUUAUAACAAAUAAUAGUUCUUACUUGAAUAUAUUGGGAAAAAGACACAUUUCACAAACAAACAAAAAACGAUGUUGUGUGACCUACAAACCAAGAAUUUUGCUGCGAGUCGACCAGCAUGUGUGUGGCACACAUUUUUCACACCAGGUUAGAGUCAAAAUGGAUCAACCCAUAGAUAAACCCACGGAUUGACAAUCUUAAUCGAUAGAAAAUUUAAUAUAAGUAAUGUAAAUGCAAAAUUGAAGCUAAUGUUACCAUGGUCUCCCACCAUCUGCAACAUAGCGCAGUCAUUGUUCUAGUGAUCAUAUAUGUAAGAUAAGACUAGCCCAGUCAAUAGUCAACUUGUGCAGUGCAGUGGACUCUUAGUUACACUAUGUCAUAUGAAUGAACACGAACACAUUUUUUUCUUUAACAUAUCAAAGCUUAUUUUUAACAUAUAUAUACUAUAUCAUAUCUCUUUUUUUUUAUCAGAUCCAUAAUUAACAUUUUCCCAUAAGUUCAAGUAUUUGAGAUCAAUUGAUUUAUUACACGGUAUCAAAAUUGGUUUGAUCAAGGGGUCGUGUGUUCCAAUCUCCACGACUCACAAUUUAACACUUGAGUUGAUCACAAGGUGUGGUAGCCGGUAGGCAUGCGCGAACUUCAAGCAUGUGACUAGUCUUCAUUUGAACUUGGAAGGGUGUGGAGUAGUGGUAUGAAAUUCAUACCCAACAUUUUCCAACAACUCUCGAGUCAUUGACACCAAUUAGUUUAUGACAUUGUAAAAUAUUAAUUCCGUUUACAGAUGAAUUAGGAAUUAAGCAGUCAGAUGUACAACAAUAUUCAAUAUUUGGAUUGAAUAUAAAUAUAAUAUGACCAUAUCAAAGCAUGCAGUUCAAUCAAUUACUGGGUAACUUGAAAUAAGAAAACAAUUCAUUUAAUUGAAACAUGUUUUUUUUUUUUUUUUGGUAGGACGAGUUAUAAAUUUGUGGAUUUUGGAGCCUAUUAAUUGGAUGCUGGACUGCAUAAUUAUACAAAACCAAAACAAGUCAUUGUCACCAGGCGGCUGAAUUAAUUGACCUCUUAAACUUUUUCAAAGCAGAAUCAAUCGGCUACUCGUUCUUGUAUUAAUUAAUCAAUUCACAUAUUUUUCUAUUUGAAAGUGUUGAUUAAUAAUUAGUAGUUAAUUAACCUCACCAUGCAUGAUUUGUUAGGCAAGGAGGCCUAGAAACACUAUUAACUAAUUCCUCUUUUGCUUUAGUAACCCACCUUUCACCUUUGCAUUCAUUUUAAUUACAAUUUAAAUUAACUAAGAUAAAGAAAAAAGUAAUAUUACCAUUAAUCAAUUGUUUAUUUACUUAUGAGUAACUUUGUUUAAUUGGUUAUUACCCAUUAACAUUAUUGACAAAUACGUCCCAUCGGUAUCAUAUAAAUAUUCUACACUCUACUAGAAAAGAGUCAACUUUGGUGGUCAGGUCGGAAUAUAGUUAGGAGAGACAAUUUUACGUAAAAUCCGAUCAAUUAUUGUUUGGUUCCAUGUCGCUUUUGGGUUAGGUCAUGCACACAAAUCCUAGAAAACAAGACUGACUAAAACAAUUAAACAUGAAAUUUCAUAUUAAUAUUUAUGCAUUAUCUUAGUGUUUUUUUAGUUUAUUAUUACAUAGAAAGUAGUUAAGUUGGUCUGGGAUUAGGAGAAGGUUUCGAAUUGGUUAGUAGAGGAGAGUGAUUAGUUUUACAUCUAUAAAUAUGUACUUACUCUCUUAGUAAGAAAAAUCUAAUAACAGUUCAGUUUAUCGUUAUUUUCAUAUGCAUGGUGUUGGGCAUGUGACUCGGAUCGCACCCCACGGCAGAAGCACUAAGGAGUCGCGCCAAGGUUAAGCGCGCGAGCCAAGCAGAAGCACUAAGGAGUCGCGCCAAGGUUAAGCGCACGAGCCACGCCUGAAUCAAGCGUGCAGGCAAAAGCCACCCCUGAAGAGGCGCGCGCAAACACUGAGCGACGACGCUUGGGACAGACAUGGGCCCUGGUCGAGGAGUUGUAGAAGCGGCGUCGCGUCGUCCAACGGGUAGUCACCAUCACAGUCCUAGGUAUAGUCCUGCUAUGUCAGUAGUCACAUCAGGGUCCUAAAAGCAUGGCCUAAAUUCCUGACAUGUCAGUGGUCACAUCAUUGUGCCCACUUGUAACCCAACCACUCACCCACCAACAUGUAGCCUAUAAAUAUGGCAUUUACUCCGGUGGGUGAGGGGAUCGGAUUUUUCAGACUCUAUCUCUAAGAUCAUCAACUUCUCUCUCUAAGACCACUUCCAUUUUCCACUCUUCUCAUAAUCUCCAGAACCUCUCCAUAACAAUCGUUCCUCCAUUGCUUACUCCUCUUGACCCAUUUUCACGAGCCUCCCUUCUACACCCAGUUAGGCUCAAACAAUUGGCGCCCACCGUGGGGCCAAGUAUGUUGAGUAAUGUAACAUGGGCCUUGAGCCCACUUCCCAUAUGUAGCUCGGGUGUAUGGGAUUACUUAGACUGGCCGAGUAUUCUAGGGUUAGAGAGCUAGGGUUAAUUCUCUAGUUCUUGUAUAUAUAUGCUUGUAACCAGACUUGUCGGGGUUAAGCUGAAUAAUACGAUACUAUAGCUUCGGCCGUGGACUAGUCUCGUUCAUACUGAACGGGGAAACCACGUAACUCUCUGUGACGAUUUACGCUUUCUGUUUUGAUAUACCGUUGCGAUCAACAUGGUAUCAGAGCCUAUGUCUUCUGAACAGAUUACUGCACGUCUGAACUCCAAGAACUAUGCAGUCUGGGAGUUCCAGUUUCGGACGCUGAUUGAAGGGAAAGGGCUGAUGGGAUGGCUCGAUGGCUCCGUUCCGCGGCCAACGUCACCGCCCUCUUCGGCGCAGGAGGUUUCUCAAUGGGUGAUGAAUGAUGCAAAGGUUCGGCAUCAGCUCCUCAAUUCGGUGGAUGGCUCAAUUAUUUUGGGCCUUCGGAUGCUUCCAACUGCGGCAGCCAUGUGGACUUAUCUGGCCGAGACCUAUAGGACUGCUACUGCCUCUCGGCAGUUUGAGAUUGAGGUGGAACUGGCGCGGCUUCACCAAGGCAGCAUGGACGUGACGACAUACUACAACGAGGCUCGGAAUCUAUGGACCGAGCAGGACCUGGUCGCUGCGUCUCUUCUCACCCCAGCAGGCUCGGCGGAGGUUCGAGCUGAACGUGAGAGGCUGCAGCUGAUGCAGUUCCUCAUGCGCCUCAACAAGGAGUACGAACCAAUUCGGGCUAAUCUACUGAACCGAGAGCACCUCAAAACUGAAGGAGUCCUCGCCUCCUUGAUCCAAGAAGACACACGCCUUCGUACUCAGGCGGCUCGGGACGUGUCCCCGGGGACCGGUGAUGGGGGUGCUGUUUUUAGCACAACUCAGGCAGCAGUUGGCAGUGGGACAUCGCGCGGAGGCUCGCGAGGCUCGCGCGAGCAGGCUGACGAUCAUGACGAUGCGGCGUUUGCGGCGUAUCGAGCUCCCUUUCAGCGACGCGUUAAUGGUAAUGAUGUUGAAUGUUUUCAUUGCAAAGAAAAGGGGCACACUAAGAAAUAUUGCAGGAAGAGGAACUUUUGUGUGUAUUGCAAAAAGGCAGGACAUAUCAUCCCGGAUUGUCCAGCCCUAGAAGGAAGGAAUCGCGAGACUGAUGGUCGUGGAGGUGGGCGUAACGGUGGUUCUUCAUCCUCUGCCCGUCCCGCGUAUGCUACUAGUUCGGCGCCCGUUUCCGAGAAUAUGGUUGUCUCACCGGCAGCACUUGAACAGAUGGUGAACAAGGCAAUUUCGUCGGCUUUCGCUAGUCUUCAGAUGUCGGGUAAGGCUCCUUCCUGGAUACUUGAUUCCGCCUGUUUUAAUCAUAUGACUGGUAAUGAUACAAAUCUUGAACAUGUCCGCCCUAUUGAUGAUGUUUCUGUGCAAGUUGCUAAUGGUGAUAAAUUGCAUGCUACUGGUCUUGGAUCAAUACAUAGUUCGGACAUUGUUUUGCCCUCCACUUAUCAUGUGCCUAGUCUUGUUCCGAGUUUGGUUUCUGUUGGUCAGCUUACUGACCAAGGCUAUCGUGUUAUGUUUGCACCCUCUGGUUGUGUUAUCCAGGAUCAGAAGACAGGGAGGGAGAUCGGUCGGGGUAGCAAGCGGGGUCGGAUUUUUUUAUCUAGAGCAGCUGCGUCCAUCAUCAUCCUCCGGAUCCUUGGCUAUUGAGUCUUCUAGUUCCUCAUUUCCUGUUUUCUCGAGUCUUUCUGAUCAAAAGUUUCAAUCGUGGCAUGCUCGGUUAGGUCACCCAAAUUCAAGUCGUCUUAUGACUAUGUUCAAGCAACAGUUAUUUGGAAACACUGCUUCUGUUCCUUCUUCGGAUUUUGUUUGUACUAGUUGCAUUGAGGCAAAAACUACUCGUAUUUCAUUCCCUUCUAGUCUCACAGUGAUCACAGAACCUUUCCACUUGAUCCAUACUGAUCUCUAGGGACCUAGUCCCGCCACCUCACGCCUCGGUUUUAAAUACUUUGCAUGAUUCAUUGAUCAUGCAACUAGAUACACGUGGGUCUACUUUCUCCGGCUCAAAUCUGACCUUUUAACUGUUGCUACCGACUUCCUUGCCAUGAUUAAAACCCAGUUUGAUCG
Messenger RNA from Linum trigynum, 5357 nucleotides. Lineage: Eukaryota; Viridiplantae; Streptophyta; Magnoliopsida; Malpighiales; Linaceae. The record is from the annotation of a GenBank genome assembly.